Molecule: messenger RNA, 807 nt
Organism: Letharia columbiana
Lineage: Eukaryota; Fungi; Ascomycota; Lecanoromycetes; Lecanorales; Parmeliaceae
Exons: 3
Coding region: 1-807 (268 amino acids)
Biological process (GO): melanin metabolic process
Molecular function (GO): scytalone dehydratase activity
Source: RefSeq, a predicted model, not a curated record
AUGCCUCUCGUACCAGAAGAAAUCUCGUUCUCAGACUACCUAGGCCUUAAUGCCGCACUCUUCGAAUGGGCCGAAAGCUAUGACUCCAAAAAUUGGGCCCGCCUCCGCGCCUGCGUCGCCCCAACCAUGCGCAUCGACUACCGCUCCUUCCUUGACAAAUUAUGGGAAGCCCUUCCCGCAGACGAAUACGUAGCCAUGGCCUCCGACCCACAUGUUCUCGGUGAUCCUCUGCUCAAAACCCAGCAUUUCAUCGGCUCGUCGAAAUGGGAGAAAGUGUCGGAUACCGAAGCCAUCGGAUGGCAUCAGUUGCGGGUUCCGCAUCAGAGAUACACAGAUGAGACGAAGACCGCGGUCGCAGUGAAGGGCCAUGCACACGGCACGAACCAGCAUUGGUACAAGAAGGUAGAUGGAAAGUGGAAGUUCGCUGGACUGGCGGUGGAAAUCAAGUGGGGCGAGUUUGAUCUGGACAAAGUGUUUGCGAGUGGCAGGGAUACGUUUGGGGAGUCGGAGAAGGAGAAGAUGAUGGAUGAGGCGGCCGUCAUGACUGGGAUUCCAGGAGACGCUGCCAACCCACCAACUCCUGAGUCAAUGGACAUGGAGACGAAGCCUGUCGCUGCUCAAGGGGCCGCGGAGCCUACUAUGGAGCAGGCUUCAUAUCCUAGUGUGAUUGGCAAUACGAGUGGAAUGAGAGACUUGGCUGAGUCGGCGAAGACGCCUAUGGCUUAUGAAGAUCAGGUUGAAGGAAGUAUGGUCGGGGCGCCCAUGGUCUACGAAGGUGAGAUCAAGGGAGGUAUGGUUGCGGUAUGA